This is a messenger RNA of Thyridium curvatum, 1545 nucleotides long. RefSeq lists its product as uncharacterized. Bases 1 to 1545 code for a protein of 514 amino acids. The transcript is spliced from 2 exons. Gene Ontology annotation, cellular component: cytoplasm. Lineage: Eukaryota; Fungi; Ascomycota; Sordariomycetes; Thyridiales; Thyridiaceae. Gene Ontology annotation, molecular function: phosphoprotein phosphatase activity. The record is from RefSeq and is a predicted model, not a curated record.
AUGGCCGUUGUUCCUCGCCAAGUUGUCACGGAUCUGACUGUAUGCAUCUUCUCUCCAACAGUGACUGCCUCCACCUGCGAACUGGACCCGCAAAUAUGGCACCGCAUAGAGAAAGACCUCUACCUAUAUACAUCUCAGCAGAGUGCAUGGCUGUACGUAGCGCUAGCGAAUGAGGAAGAGCUUGCAGAGGAGGACUUCCUGGUCAUGGAUAUCAGAGUCGGCGAGCCACCUCCCAACCCUGGCUCAGGUCCCUCAUGGGAGAGUCGACCUGGCGGAAUCUGGGUGCUAAGGAGCAAGUUCUCUGGCACGAUUGAUCAGGCUGUGACAGAGGUGGACGUUCUCUUUGGUGUUGAUGCCGUCGACCCCCGACCACAAUGGGCUCUCAUGCCAUCGCCGCUCCAACUUAACGGUCAGCCUAAGGUACCGGUUGCAAGACUUAGCGUACUUUACGGCAGGGCGAAGCCGAGACCAGAUGCUGGGGCGGCUUUAAGAGUCAGGGAGGAUGGCAAAUUCAAGAUUGUUCAGAUCUCUGACACGCAUAUGGUCACUUGUGUCGGGAUAUGCAAAGAUGCUAUUGAUGCCCAUGGGAGAUAUCUCCCAGAGAGCGAGGCUGAUCCACUUACGGUUGACUUCAUUGGAAGGAUCUUGGAUGUCGAGAAACCAGACCUUGUGAUUCUCGCUGGAGACCAGUUGCACCACGACAUCCCCGACAGCAAAUCCGCCCUGUUUAAGGUGGUUACUCCUAUCAUCGAGCGUUCAAUCCCAUUCGCAGCCGUCUUUGGAAAUCAUGAUAGUGAAGGCAUACACACAUUAUCACGCACAGCACAGAUGUCAAUACUCCAGAAUCUCCCUUUUAGCCUCUGCGAGCCAGGCCCAGAGCAUGUUGAUGGCAUAGGCAACUUCUACCUUCAGGUCCUGGCUCCCGCGCCAUCACAACUCCCGUUAUCAACUUUAUAUUUCCUAGAUUCUCAUGGUCAAAUACCGAGCAAGAUACGCCAGCCCGAUUAUGACCCUAUAAAGCAGAGCCAAAUUGACUGGUUCACGGACACUUCCCAAGCGCAACGAAGCGCGCAUGAGAAGGACAGUAACGACAACCGCAUUCAUCUAUCCCUAGCUUUCUUACAUAUCCCUCUUCCCGAGUUCGGUGACCGCCAUCUGAGUAUACGCAACGGCCACCGGAGGGAACCGUCUGAAAGUCCGAGCUUCAAUUCUCAUCUCUACGACGCUUUGGUCAAAGCAGGCGUGUCAGCAUUAGGCUGUGGGCACGAUCAUGUGAAUGACUUUUGCGCGCUUCUGCCACAGCAAAAGCAGCAGAAUGGAGACAAAGCUCAGCCUCGCCUUUGGCUAUGCUAUGGGGGUGGCAGCGGGUUCGGGGGAUAUUGUUCGUAUGGCGGAAUCCGAUUUCACCGUCGAACGCGGGUUUGGGAACUCGAUACGAGUACCGGGAGCUUGAAGACUUGGAAGCGGGUCGAAUUUGCCACGGACAGAGUUGAUGCGCUGGUGCUAGUGGAACGUGGAGAGGUGGUUGAUCCUCCGGGGCGAUGA